AUGAAGCGGAAAAAUGUCAAUCGAUGGGAUUUACCUGGUUGGAGAUUUGAGCCAAGCUAUUCUUCACGAACACUAGUUGGUGAUUGGUUGGAGGAAAGAAAAACGCGGUUUACGAAAGGAACAAUGACUUGCGUCACUACGAAUAUGAAAGAUUACAAAACACACGACACUCCUUGCUAUACGAGAGAUUGGAGAGAAAUGUGCGACAACAGAAUAACACAGCAGAGUUUAGUUCUCCAUUUCGCAUGGAAACAACUAAAUAUCAACCAAGAAAAUGGGACAGAAACACACAGCGUUGGAUUCCAGAGCAAAUUGAUUUACCUAUAUCAGACAAAUCUUCGAGAUCUUGCAUUGGCAGAAAAGAAAGACAAGAAACUAGCAGUUUUCCCAACACCGCAAAAAUCACCUUUAAAAACACCAAAACUUAUGUAUAGACAUUUUAAUAAGACAAACUACUAA
Messenger RNA from Xenia sp. Carnegie-2017, 459 nucleotides. RefSeq lists its product as uncharacterized. The record is from RefSeq and is a predicted model, not a curated record. Lineage: Eukaryota; Metazoa; Cnidaria; Anthozoa; Malacalcyonacea; Xeniidae. The coding region runs from base 1 to 459 and encodes 152 amino acids. The transcript is spliced from 4 exons.